Molecule: messenger RNA, 1795 nt
Organism: Hyla sarda
Lineage: Eukaryota; Metazoa; Chordata; Amphibia; Anura; Hylidae
Gene: FAM219B
Product: family with sequence similarity 219 member B
Exons: 6
Coding region: 410-925 (171 amino acids)
Source: RefSeq, a predicted model, not a curated record
AACAGAUACACCGCUUUUUCACAUGGAGCGCCAAAAUUUGCAAGAUCGAAAACCGUUCCCAGGAAUUCACUACAGUGACUAAAUGAGUUUCAGACAAGCAGAUUUCUCAUUUGUGAUGAGGUGAUAGUUGUAUUUAUCAGUGAAUUGGGAGAAAUCCUUCCCGAUUAUGUGCGGUGUGAACUGCCUGGAGGAUAUAACCCCGGGAAAUCCAUGGAUCUAACACACAAUCCACCCGUGUCAUUGGGGACAGGAGCCUGACGUCACGUGACUCUCCAAAACGUCCUCUACGAGCCACUCUAAAGGGCGUGACUACAAGUCAUGUGGUCAGGAUGGCAAGCUGCGGUUGGUGGAAGCCUGUUGAUUCUUUUACAUGGGUGGUGGAGGCGGCCGACCGGCCUGAGACAGCCGAAUGGAGCCUGGUAGUCGGAGUGAUACCGGACACCGCUCCGCUGCUGGGGACGGAUCGCAGAGAUGGACAAUAGAGCUUAAGGGGCCAGGUGUGGAGAAAAAAGGGCCAUAUCUAAUGAGCAAGGGUCCAACAAUCCAGGCCAAGUUGCAGAGGCAGCGAGACUUGGCACGGGCAGCUCUCAGAAAAAAAGGAAUGCUUGGAGGAACAGGGAAAAUGAAGGCUGCGCCUAAAAGGUCAGUAAAGUUUAACAAAGGAUACGCAGCCCUCAGCCAAGCGUCUGAUGAAACACUAGUCUCCCUGGAUUCUGACAGUGACGUGGAGUUGGAAUCUCGAUGCUCUUCUGGAUAUUCCUCAGCAGAGGUCUCACAAGAUCUUAACAGGCAACUUCUCCAGGAUGGUUAUCACUUGGAUGAGAUUCCAGAUGAUGAAGAUCUAGACUUGAUACCACCCAAGCCUGUACGUUCAUUCUCCUGUCCAUGCUGCUUAGGGGAAUCUUGGUCGUGCUGCAUCCAGUGAUCACAUAAGGGGAAAUAUAUGCAUUGUCCCUCCUGUCAUCCACUAGCUGCCGCCUCGGCUUUCUCUGAUAUUGGGAGGUCACUGAUCAGAUGGUCUAUAGAACUGGCCUGUAUGGAUAGAUGACCUUCAUGUGACAUGGGAAAGAUAGGGGCUCUAUAUACAGAAUGCCUCUAUGCAAUGCCUGGCUUUGUUACAUUCACUUAAAACACUAUAUACAGUAUCGCCAAAGGCCCCAGCUUGAAGAGAAAUUGAAGGAACUGCUAUUUACCUUGUGACAUGACAAUCUUUUCCAAAGACGUAACCUAUGGUGCUUAUAUAAUAGUACACAGAGCCACCAGAAGGAACCUGCGAACAGUGAUUCCAAAGACUCUAAAUCUCUGCAUUGAUGAUCUGAGUGCCCUGGUUUUGUACUGAAUGUGUAUGCGCAAUUGGAUCAAAUUUUGGCUGCAGGCUGUGUACUUAACAUACUGUGUUAACACCCAUCUGUCCUAAAUCUGUUACGUCAUGGAGAGUUUACAUAACACAACUGGCCGUUACAAUGGAGUUACUGACUAUGGACUGUGUAAGAAUUUGAAGCUGAUGGGAGAUAUAUAUAAUUGCUGUGUCUAUCCAAAUCUUUCUGUGGUCCCUUCUGUUACAGAUUUAGGAAGUUGUGUAAGUACAAGUAAGGCGGACAUAACUGUUUACAUAAUGUAAAGCGACACUUCCGUUAAGACUGAAGUGUUACAUGUUACACUUGUAUGUGUUUAGCAAGAACUAGAAUGUGAAGGCACUGUUCUCAGACAACUCUAAGACUUAUUUUCACCUAAAUGUUUUCAGAGGUUGUAUCUUUAAUAAACACUAUUUCUGUUUUAUGUACUUUUUGUGCUU